GAGAACGGAAGUGUGCUCCCCGCCCAGCACAGUGAGCGAGCAGGGAGAGUGCUGGGGGCUGCAAGGGGCAUGCUGAAGCCCCCCCGCAGCCUCUGAGGCUGGGACGCUCACUUGUCAUCUUCACGUCUUAGUGCCGCCGGGUGAGGUGCUCCCCCUCCCCCCCAGGCUGGGACAGAGAGAGCCAAAGCCUGGAAGAAGCUGCCCCCUGCACAGAGCUAUGGGGGACUGGUGCUAAUGCUAACUUGGGAUCAGGGCUGGAAACCUCCAGUGGCUCCUGUGUGUGCUGGACAUGCCUGUCCCUUCCUUCUGUUCUUGGGGAUCUGCAGCUACCCAGGAAAGGCUCCUGUUCAUCCCAUAAGAGCAGGGAAACUACGACGGGGCCCAGGUACCCACAGGCAGUGACCCUGAACAGCACACAUGGGCCCCCUCCCCAUGGAACGGACCCACUGAAGUUCUGCAGGGAGGAGAUGGUGGAGUGAAGGAUGCAGCACUGGAGGAAGUUGUGGGCUGCUGCAGCCCUGUGCAUAGUGCUUGUCCUGUGGCAGGUUCAUCAGUCCUUGUACCUGGGGCAUUCUGGCUCUUCCUGGAGGCUUGGAGACAUGCUGCGGCCUCUGUCUGUCUCAGAGGCCAAGCCCUGUGGCUGUGCCAGCUGUAUUGUGGAGCUCAGCAGCUCAGCCUGGUUUAAUGAACGGUACGACUCAGCGAUAAAUCCCCUGCUGACGGUGCACACCUCCAAGAUCGCCCCAGACGUUCUGUUGUGGUGGCUGAAGCUGCAGGGCUCGAAGAGCCGUGCCCAGCUCCAGGGAAUAAUCCAGCAAAUGUUUGACAUUCUCCCAUCCCCAAUGGUGGAUGCUUGGGACCCCUCCCGCUGCAGGACGUGUGCAGUGGUAGGGAACUCCGGGCGCCUGAGAGGCUCCCACUACGGGCGAGAGAUCGACUCCCACCACUGGGUUCUGAGGAUGAACAGGGCGCAGACUGCUGGGUUCGAGGAGGAUGUUGGCACGAGGACAACGCACCGCUUUAUGUACCCAGAGAGCGCUGUGGACCUCCAGCCUGGGGUCCACCUGGUGCUGGUCCCCUUUAAACCACUGGACCUGAAAUGGGUGACAAGUGCCUUCUCCACAGGCGAGCUGCGCUACACGUACACAAGAGUCAAACAGUUCAUUGAAGCCGACAGAAGCAAGGUGCUAAUCUUGAACCCUGCCUUUCUCAAAUACAUCCAUGACAAGUGGACACAGCACCAUGGGAGGUAUCCAUCCACUGGCCUCACAGCAUUGCUCUUUGCCUUGCACAUCUGUGAUCAGGUGGCAGUGUUUGGUUACGGUGCGGACAACAAUGGGAACUGGCACCACUACUGGGAAGCGAACCGUUACCCUGGAGCCUUCCGCAAGACCGGCGUGCACAAUGCUGGCUUUGAACUCACCCUCAUCAAGAAACUGGCAGCCGAAGGCAAAAUCUCCUUUUAUAACUAGCUAAGGGGGCUUCUCCAGGGCAUCUUCAGCCUCUGCUACCCUAACGCCAUCCCCCGGACAGGCAGCGCUUCCUCCCGCGGGUGCUCCGCUAUCCACGCCCAGCCCCACUGGCUCAGGGAGCGGGACUGUUCGGGGUUGCAGCAGAACCAAGUACUCAUCAAAGCUAGAUACUGACCAUGCUGCCCCAUUCCUCUCGCUUUUCUUCCCUGAGAGGGGAAGCUCUGGAGGGGGGUGUCUUGCUAUCCCAGUAGCCAGCCCCCCGUCAUCACUCAGCAAUGGCUUUACCCUCUCAACACCCCGGGAGGUUGGGCAGGGUCCCAUUGGCCAGCUGGGGAACCGCGGCUCUGGGACUUGCCCAAAGCCGCCCAGGGGCGUUGCAGUGUGUGGUGCUGCCCAGCCGCACAUUGCUGCAGCUUUUCGGGGCGCCUGUGACCUGCUCGCUGGUUACUUUGAAUAUGAAUGAGAGAAGAGACGCUGAAGAGCCGUUCACAGGGGGGCACAGGGUUUUACAGGGAGCCCCGGGACAGCUGUGUGCACAGUAAUCAACCAAAGGGAGGCAUGCGAGGUCUUUCCCGAGAGCCAGUAAUCCCCCCUGGGCAUCAGCACUGUGCCAUGGAUGGCUGCUGGGUAAUAUUUAAGGCAUUGUGUAGCCAUAAUGGAAAUGAGCAUUUUAAAGCCUUGCAGUGAAAGCAGGUCCCCAGGAGGUUACACCUCAGACAUGGCCCUUGCAGGCGGGGGGAAUAGACUGCUCCCUGUCUAGCAUUUGGCUGUUGUGUACUGUGUGCCUCACCAAGUGAUGCCUAUUUGCCUACUAAGCCAGAUGCCAAUUAAGAGAUUGCGAAAUCUACAAGAAGGGAGUAUCCAGAGUAAAACCAGCAGCAGGAUGGGGGUGGGGGUGGGGGGAGCUGCUUAAGGCCAAUGGAUUUUUUGGAUCUAUUGGGGGUGCAGACACAUGGCUAUGCUCCUUCACCAGAUAUGUGUCUCAUGAAGAAGGCUCACAGCCAGGCCCAUCUCAAUGACACUGGAAUGCCGUUGGGUGACCAUCGCUCCAUAAGACAGGAGUGUAACUAAUUAAGUAACAGUAGGGUCCAGAUAGGGCUGUCAAUUAAUUGCAGUUAACUCAAGCGAUUAACACAAAAUAAAUUAACUAGAUUAAAAAACUAGUUGUGAUUAAUUGCAGUUUGAAUUGCACCAUUAAUCAAUAAUAAAA
Molecule: messenger RNA, 2682 nt
Organism: Chrysemys picta bellii (western painted turtle)
Lineage: Eukaryota; Metazoa; Chordata; Testudines; Emydidae
Product: CMP-N-acetylneuraminate-beta-galactosamide-alpha-2,3-sialyltransferase 2
Biological process (GO): sialylation
Cellular component (GO): membrane
Molecular function (GO): beta-galactoside (CMP) alpha-2,3-sialyltransferase activity
Source: RefSeq, a predicted model, not a curated record